Molecule: messenger RNA, 8913 nt
Organism: Brienomyrus brachyistius
Lineage: Eukaryota; Metazoa; Chordata; Actinopteri; Osteoglossiformes; Mormyridae
Gene: svilc
Product: supervillin c
Exons: 33
Coding region: 627-5396 (1589 amino acids)
Biological process (GO): barbed-end actin filament capping; actin filament severing; actin polymerization or depolymerization
Cellular component (GO): cytoplasm; actin cytoskeleton
Molecular function (GO): actin filament binding; phosphatidylinositol-4,5-bisphosphate binding
Source: RefSeq, a predicted model, not a curated record
UGAGAUCCGGCGAGCAAUCCAACUGCCUUUCAGCAUGACAGUGUGACAUGUGUAGCCUGACAAAGUGGGUGUUUGUGCACAGUUGCUAGCUUGCAGGCCAUCUGAAGUCCUUAGGGGAACAGGUGCAUAGAGCAAAUCGAGCUGUAUGGUUUGCCUUGUGUUAAUCAAAUGAUUGAGGUGUUUUUCUAAGACUCUUUAAGGAAGCAGACAAGGACAACUUAAUUUUUAGCACUGAUAGAUUCGACAAAUGGUAUCGCUUCUAAAAACAGCCGCUUGGGCAGACUUCGGGGGAUCUCCAAAGCCGACCUAAAUCUUAAACCGCGAUGCAAGGACUGCAUUCUGGACUUUAGUGACAUCCCAUCACUGCCAGAAUCAGCGAUUCCUCAUGUCAUAUGUGGAUGACGGCAGAAGCCAUAGUUUCUGCUGUCGGACUGAGGAGUUUCCAUUGAAAUCUCAAACGGCGUGGGAUGGUGUCUGUGCUGUGAUCGAGGUGACCCAGGCCUACAGAGCUCCACUGCACCUAGACUGAAACCUAGACUGGACCUAGCAGGAUUUUGUUAGAUGCCCGGCCACUGAGGGGCACCAUUGAGAGCAGGAGCGAGAAGCAGGGGCGCAGUACCGGCGUGAUGGAGGCCACGGUUCUGGAGGCCACGGUUCUGGAGUCUAAGGCUGUGCGGAUCGCCCGCUAUAAGGCGGAGCGGCGGAGGCAGCUGGCGGAACAGUACGGCGUCAUUGAGGAGCUGCCGCCCAAGCACGUGAGGAGGGAAGCCGGCGAGGUCCUGGAGACGCCCUCCACUGGCUUGGGGCUCACUGGAACUGACGGCCCAGACAGGCUCGAUGGGGGCAGAGCUACUCUGGAUGAUUCAGCACCCCCGGGAGAGGAAUCAUACAGCCCAAACAUUUCCAAUGGAAACCAUACCAUUGGGGGAGUGGCUAGCAGGGAGGUGUCUGAUGGCUCCAGUGGCCCGCAUGACAGUAGGCACCGCUCGGCGGACCCCCUGGCCGGUCACGCCUGCCACGUGCCGCAGCUGCAGACGCGGGUGUCCGUGGGCCACCUGAAGAGCACGCUGAUGCAGCAGACCCGCGGCAGGAUCCCGGGCCACAGCAUCAGCGCGGAUGGCGGGUGUGUCUCCUCCUCCCUUGACCUGGCCGUGAAGCCCGGGUCCGAGGGAAGGCGGCGUCCUCGGCGGUACCUCCCAGAGGGCGACGGUGUGGGCCGCAAGACCAGCGAACGCUUCCGGACCCAGCCGGUCACGGCCGACGAGAUGCAGGACAGCGGCGGCUCUUUGGAGAUCGAGAAACUAGAUAAGAUGGGAGCCGAUGUGAAAUCUGAUGACAAAGCCGAGAUGAGUGUCGCUGCCAAGAUGUCUCUGUUUAAAGAGCUGGAGAAGACGGCCGAUGCCGGGAGCACCUUCAUUCCGCGGCCUCGCUCCAGCAGUGGUGUUAAGGAGCGCCGGGCUCGCCGUGCCGCCGGACAGAGGGCGCUGACGCAGCUGGUCACCGGUGCCGAUGUGGCAGAGGCCGGCAGUCUCUCCAAGGCUGCAGCCCUGGAAGGUGUCGCAAGCAAGGGGGCCAGUCAGGAAGAGCGGCCGCCUGAAGAAGCAGACGAAAGCUGCAAGCUCUCCAUGAGCGAGAAACUGGCCCUUUUCACCAAGCUGGCCCAGCCAGCAGACAAGGCCAGCACUGCACCCGAGGCGCCGGAGAGGCGGCGCCAGAAGGGGACGCGAUACCGCACGCAGCCCAUCACCCUCGACGAGGUCGACCUGCUUCAGAAAGGACCCUUUAGGUUGCCUCCCCUGCACCUUUCCAGCCAGCUCUCUGAUAGGCAGCAGGCCCUGUCCAUCAACCUGAAGCCCAGUGAGAUUUGUGAACAUUUGCCCCCAGCCAGCGAGCAACCUGAAGAGCCCUCCCCACCGUUGGAGGAAUCCUUAAAGCAUCAGGAGUCAGAGUCACUGGAAAUAAAGGGAAUCUUGAAAAAAAUUGGGGAGACUGCAUCCUCCGUCUGUUGCGUAGCUGUCCAAGAACAGUUGGAGGCAGAAGCUGAAAUCAACCAGCAGAGGGUGCCAGACAUGUCGACGCAGGAUCGAGGAACAGAGGAAUCGAAGGAAGAGAGAGCAGGGCAGGGUGCAGGAAAUGGGGCUGGAACUCACACUGCCCUAAGGGACAGUGGAAAAGGGUUAACAAAUACCACUGCAUCAGCAUCUGCUGCGCCCUGGAGGCAGAGGGGAGGAUCUGCAGUUUCCAGUUCAAGGGAACAUGUGAAAACCACCUUGUCCAGUCAGAGGGAAGUGAACAAUAAUAUUGAAAGCAGCCCAAGGGACUCUGACAGAGACAGGCUGACAGACCGUAAGGAAGGGGAACUGAAAGAGGGUGGCGUCGACAAACAGGCCCACCCAUCUCUGAUUCAACGCUGCCUGGAGGCUGAGUGCGCCCGGGCGCAGAAGGCUGACAGUGAUAUUGCCAGCGAUUCCCCUGGCUCCACCCUUUGCUGGGAACCUGUCCUCUCCUCCGUCUUCACACCCGCUAACAGCACAUUGCAGUAUGUUAUCCGUUACAACGAGACCACCCACUCCUACGAGGCCCAGGAGGUGACCUCUGCAGAUCCGAAAGAGUCCUGCGCUUCCUUGGGGUCAAAGGUCCCUCUAGCUGACGUGUCCAUGUUGGAGUUUGCACAUGGCCUUCAGGAGCAAGAGGAGCAUCGCAGGAUCAAAGCUACUGGGCACCUGGAGUCCUCUGUCCGGGUCACCGCAGAGACCAUGAAGGAAGUGAUGACUUUGGACAGUCAGGAGACCUUUGGCUGCUUCUACAGUGCCGUGACCACAUCCUCCAUGAGCUCCAGUGUCUCUGUCAGCAACGAGCAAGACUUUGGUGCCAUCUUUCAGUCCGACAUGCCAAAGCUGAGAUCUGCAGUGGCAGAGCACAAGCGGUCCGUGCGUCCAAACCGGAAGACCCAGGCAUCCCGGAACCCCCUGCGGGCUCUGGCAGCGCGGGACGAUGUCCGGCAGGAGUACACGGAACAGCGGAUCUCCGCGGUUACCCUGGAGACGGAGCGGGUGCAAGUGAACAACACAUCACUGUCAUCACUAGCAGGCCAAUCUGGUGAGGAAAACUUCAGUCUACAAUCAGGCAACAUCAGUCUACAAAGAACCAACUCUUCUGAGUCCGGCAAUGGCACCCUCCCAUUCAGUGAACUAAUGCUUAUCCACAUAAAAGGGCGACGGCACGUCCAGGUGCGGCUAGUAGAGCCGGCAGCGCGAACCCUGAACAGUGGCGAUUGCUUUCUGCUUGUGACACCUACACAAUGCUACCUAUGGAACGGCAAGUCUGCCAAUGUCGCCGAGAGAGCCAAGGCCUCGGAAAUGGCGUCCCAUGUGCUGUCGAGGCGGGACUUGGGCUGCCGGGCGCCUCAGGUGACCGUCCUGGAGGAGGAGGUCGACUCGGACAGCAGCCUGGCCACAGAGUUUUGGAGCCUGCUGCAGGGCAGGGUGGAGUACAGAGGCGCAGGCCAGCCAGACGAGGACGAGGCCUAUGAAAGCGGGGUGGUGGAGUCCAACUGUGCGUACCGUCUGGUGACGGACCGGCUGGUCCCUGUGGAGGAGGCCUGGGCCUCCAUGCCCACUGUGUCCCUGCUCGGCGCCGCAGCGGUGCUCGUGUUUGACUUUGGCACCGAGGUGUACGUGUGGCACGGCAGCGAUGCCCCCCAGAGCGACAGGAAGCUGGCACUGCAGCUGGGCAGGCAGAUGUGGGGGGGAGGCUACGACUACAGCAACUGCAGGGUCAACCCCCUGGACCCCCUGAACUGCAGCCCGGGGAGCCGACGGCAGGGUGUGGGACGCCCCCCCUGGGCUCUGUUUGGGCUCCUGACUGAGCACCACGAGACGGUUCUCUUCAAGGAGAAAUUCCUGGACUGGGCAGAGCGGAACGACAGCAUGGAGGAGGAGAACGGGCAGACUGAUGAGCUGCGGCCUUGUGACGUAAAGGCCCUGCUGGUGGGCGGGGCCGGGAGUGGGCAGCAGGCCAGGGGGCGUGGCCUGCUGGCAACGGGGGCCGGCCAGCGGGUGGAGGCGGACGCCGUAGACGUCUGGCACGUCGGGGGGUCGGGCGAGCGGCUGCUGCUGCCAGAGGGUGCGGCUCAGCUCCACGAGGGGGACGCCUACGUGGUCGGCCGGAGGCGCUCUGUCUCCAGCGGAGCGGGCCCAAGCUGUGGGGCUUUUGGGACUGAGCACGGCGGCUGCUUCCUGUGGAGGGGCCGUCACUGCACUGGCAGGGGAACCUCUGCCCCGAAAGUCGCGGAGACAGACGACCAGAAGGGGGCGCCGGUGCUUGUUCUCCAGGGAACGGAGCCUCCAUCUUUCCUGCGGCUCUUCCAGGGAGGCCUGGUCAUCCACAGAGGGAGCCGCAAGGACAGUGCCGACAAAAGAGGUGGUUGGCGUUUGUUCUGUGCACGUGGCAACAUCGAACCCGAGGCCUCCCUGGUGGAGGUAGAGUGUUGCUGUGCUAGCCUGCGUUCCCGCAGUUCUCUUGUUCUGCUCUGUGCCCACCAGGGGGCGGUGUACUUGUGGCACGGCUGCAAGUCCCACAGCAUCACCCGAGAUGUAGCCAGGAGGGCUGUAGAGCGCCUCACGCAGGUUUGCCCCCCCGAGCUAGGUCUGAGCAGCAACAGCAGGGUGCGGGUGCAAGAAGUAGAAGAGGGGGCGGAGCCAGCUGAGUUUUGGCACGCCCUUGGGCAGCAGGACAGGAAGGCCUACGACUGCAUGCUCCAAGACCCCGGCAAGUACAACUUCAUACCGCGCCUGUUUCAUCUCAGUGCGUCCUCAGGCGUCUUCAAGGGGGAGGAGCUAUUAAGCCCCACCCAUGUGGGUGGGGCAGCUAUGGCCAUGCCCUUCCUGCAGGAGGUCCUGUACUCAGUGCCACAGCCAUCCCUCUUCCUUCUGGACAACAGCAUGGAGGUGUACCUGUGGCAAAGUGGGGGGGCGGGUGAAGUGGGUCGUGCCGGCUCAGUGCCCGUCCGCUGGGACGAGGAGCAGAAGUGUGCCAUGAAGACGGUGAUUCAGUACUGCAAAGAGCGCAACCCACAGCGGCCCCCGGAGGCGUACCUGAUUCAGGAGGGUUUAGAACCCAGUACCUUCACCAACAUCUUUCCCCAAUGGGAAAGGAAUCCGGGGCUGCAGGGGGAGGUGCCGCGUGGAAAGGUGAUGCUGGUGCGGGAUGCUUUAGCCAGGCUGAGCAAGUCCCAGUUCCUGGGGGAGGAGCCACCUGGUAGGACACAAGCCAAUGGAGUGGAUCCCCACCCAGUCCAAGACUUCCAGACGCCGUUGAAGGGGGGCCGGGAUGGAUUCGAUUCUCCCCAGAGCUGGAAGCCAACCCAGCAGAAGAAAAGCGAAGGCCUCUUUUGAAAAAGAGCCAAAAUAUACUGUUGUGGCAUAUGUCCGUAUAAAGAAAUAUUUAGCGUAGACGAGCACGCACUUUUGUAUCUUUUAUUCUUAGAGGAAGAGGCACAUUUUCUAGCUAACUAAGAAGGUUCGGGUGUACAGUGUAUAACUGAGACUUUGUUAUAAAGAGUCUCUUGUUUUUUUUGGCUUCUUUCACCACCCUUUUAUCAAGCUGAUUAUUUCUGGCAGUCGCUCGUGGUCGGUGAGUGUUUCCAAGCGGGGUCACUUGCACGGCCCUUGAGCUUAGAAUCAAGGUCCCCCAGUGGUUUAAAGCAGUGUUUCCUAAUCCAGUGCUUGUAGAGCCCAAGCCAGUUCACAUUUUCGCUCCCUCCCAGCUCCCGGCCAGACAGUCCACAUUUUUGCUCCCUUCCAUCUUUCAGCACACCUGUACCAGGUAUUCGGUGUCCUUGAUUGGCUGGGGGCUGGGAGGGAGCAAAAAUGUGAACUUUAAGUGGGUCCCCCAAGGCCGCGUAAACAUCUAGCUUCCUUUCUACCUUGUUUUCUGAACUGCUGCUCCACACACGUGGCCGUGGCAGAUGAUCCUGAAGUGAGAUGUCGUUAACAGACCCGCCAUCAGCAUGUUCUCAUCCCUAUGGAUCCUUUUAUCUCGUUAAACCCCCACGAACCUUAUUCGACACUCCCAAGGGAGAUUAAAAAUCUGUACCUUUUCAAAAAAAUUAUGUGUAAAUUUACAAGUUCAUUGACUUUGUAUGUAUGUAUGCAUUUCUGUGUAGCCCUAAUAGUUCAGAUUAACUGUAUGGUUAAUUUAUAUUUUACAGAUAUAAUAUAUUUGUAAAACUUAAGUUUUCAAAAUAAUCUCAUCAUUAAUAUAACCAAAUGGAAUGAAGUUGAUACAUGUGAAUUAAUAAAUGAAAUUUAUUUCCAUAACAAAUAUAUAUAACUAAAAAAUACAUAUUGUCAGAGCUCUACAUGUUGCAUUGAUGAUCCUGACAAUAGGGGGCAGCAGUGUGACCUCGAGUGCAGUUCCUGUCCUGGUUCUGUGUGUGUGCAGUCUCAGUCCAUUCCCUGUGGUGUUCUCAGCGCUCUCCAGUAUUUCAGCAGUAAGAGUGUGGUUUUAGUGAGCGCGUCCCGGAGUGCAGUGUUUCCCAACCUGGCCCUUGGGGACCCUAGACAGAGAAACAAUGUGGACUGUCUGGUAGGGAGCUGGGAGGGAGCGAAAAUGUGGACUGUCUGGCAAGGGAGCUGGGAGGGAGCGAAAAUGUGGACUGUCUGACAGAGAGCUGGGAGGGAGCGAAAAUGUGGACUGACUGGGGUGUCCAAGGACCAGGUUGGAAAACACUGCUGUACUGCACUGGUUCCCUGUCCUGGGGUGUGCUGUGCUUUCAAAGGUAGUCUGCAGGCUUGCUGUGACUGGCAGUAACUCAGCAGUUAUGGAAAAUGGAUGGAUGGAUGGACAAACAUGGAUUAAUUGAUCGACACACCAAUCUACGUAGUGUGGGCGUACCAAAAGUUUGCCAGGAUUAGAAAAGAGUGCUUUUCCAAUAUAAACAGGCUUUUCAACUUCGAUAACUGCUGCAAUUUCUUCUUAUGCAGCCUGUAUGUAAACAUCUCAUUUUGUUACAUAAGAGCUAGAAAAUCUCUUUUCCAUUGAACUGUCAAUCUCAGUGGAGCAUCCAAAGGAGAGGAGCGGUAAAUGCUUGUAUUUUGUAAGAAACAAUUUAAUCUGUACAAAUCAGUGGAAAGAGAGAAGCUGAGCAUCUCUAAGCAGGACAUCGUCAAUAAUAUUGAAGCAAUCAAAGAAGAAUAACAAGGUGUUCUUUCCAAUGUCACUUCAGUCGUGGCAGUGUGCCUCUGAUCUGAAUCACAGCGGGACGUAUCGAAAGGUACGUACAAGGCUGCCUGGGGUUUUAUCUGGUUGACCUUCUGGAAUGUAAAGCUUUGAGGCUGUGGACCGUGGUUAUGAGCGUUUCCCACAGCGGACGUCAUGCCUACUUCCGUCUCCUUAAUCAGUCUUUUUGCCUGCUGGUUGCAUUUGGAAUGACAGAGGCGUGAACAUCAGUCUCAUCCCACGACGAUUGUGAUGGCUGCUUCCUGCGUGUGCAGUAGAUCCCGUAAAAUCUGAUGCCGCCGGUGUAAUGGUCUGGUAACGGGCCUCCCCCCCCCCCUUUUUUUGCCGGGAUGAUCCUGGCAAAGACCCACCGUUCGUGACCUGGCCAUCCUGGACGCGUGACUCUGACUGGCAUGGUGACGGAUUUCUGUGACGUCUGUCAGAACAGCGUCAGCCAAAUGGAACUUCUAGAAAUUCUGGAUGCAAUGGGCCUGUUGUGGAUCACUGUAAGCUCCCUUCCGGACAAAACAACUAUGUUUAUAUACAUCAGGUCUCUCGUCUAUAAGCAGUUGGAAUCCCAGCAGCAGGCUGCUGAAUAAUUUGUGGCUGCUUUGGGAUAGAAGGUCAGAUUAGUGAUUUAUUUUCAAUAUAUUUUCACACCCCAAAUGUGGUAAGAGGGUAAACUGCCACAGAACCAACUAACCAUGGUUUGGUAGUCUGUGAUGCCAGGUUUGGUGUUAAUGUCGCAAAACCCAGGGGGAUCUGACUUGGGGUGGCUGGGAAUCGCCCUGGUUUUUAGGCUUUUAGGAAGCCAGAGUGUGGCAUUGUCAGUUAGACGCAAAGCAAGCUGGUGUUUGGUGACGCUCAACUGGAAACAGCUGUAUGUGAUGCCUCAGUACAGUGAUGGCUGUGGGAUAGGUAUCGCAGAGAUGUAUUACUGUAAAUAGAUAGGCAAUAAUGUGAUUCAAGCCAAUCUUAGUUCAUGUGCCGAAUAUACUAUAUAUACAAAGUGUGUGUGUGUGUGUGUAUGUGGACCAAAUGUUCCCCACAGUGUAAUUAAAACCUGACUAUUUUUUCAGGCCCCCACGAAGAUCUGUAAAUGCAAUCAAAAAACUCGUAUUUUGCGUGGUUACUUAUGGUUAAGGUUGGGUAGGGAUUAAGGUUGCCAUGUUGUAAUUAGAGUUUCCCCUUAGAAAUGAAUGGAGAGUCCCCACAAAGAUAUAAUUACAAACUUGUGUGUGUGUGUGUGUGUGUGUGUGUGUGUGCGCGCGGUGCAGAUCAGAUGGUGUGCUCCUGCUGUACAGCCUCCACUCCCAGCUGCAUGCAGUCAGUCUCAGACGCCAACGCCGCCUCCCGCAACGCCACCAUGUGACCCUCAGCCGUGUGCAACAAUUGGUCGAUCCAGUCCAGGUUGCCAGACAUGCGACAGGCAUGGCGGGUCACCAGUACCAGGUGGCUGACGGACAGGAAGAGGGCGGUGGCUCUGUGGGGGUGAGAUGCAACAGCGGCCGAGAAAAUCUGUCAUGAAUGAAAAUGAAUGAAUAUAACAAUAUCCUUUGAGAAUCGCUGCUUAUUCCCAGACCAAACCAAAUGGUCAUAUCUUCAGUACUACAAACAGAUUGUUUAAUAUGUAAAAUAGAAGUCCCACAGGAUUUUUAACAGAAGGAAUUAAAUUAAAGAUUUUAAAAUGUA